UUAAAAAAAAUGUAAAAAUAAGCUACUAGGAAAUGUUCCAAGCCAUUUGCCAAAAUAGAAGAAAUAAAAAUGAUUUAAUGUGGUAUAUCAUUCUGGAAUCAGAAUCAGGAUUCAGUCUCAACUCUCAUCUGAUUCAGAACAGAAUCAGUAUCAGAUUCAAACAUGGCUGACGCUGCCGGUAACUGGUGUUUGAUUGAAAGUGACCCUGGGAUUUUUACAGAACUUAUUAAAGAAUUCGGUUGUAAAGGAGUACAAGUCGAAGAACUUUGGAGUUUAGAUGCAGAGCAAUUUGAAAAUUUAAAGCCAAUUCAUGGAUUAAUCUUUCUUUUCAAGUGGGUCCCUGAUGAUGAACCUCCGGGUUCUGUUGUCAGAGACAGCAGACUGGAGAAAAUUUUCUUUGCCAAACAGGUAAUCAACAAUGCUUGUGCAACUCAAGCCAUCCUUAGCAUCCUGUUGAACUGCAAGCACGAAGAUGUAACACUCGGUCCUACGCUCUCUGAAUUUAAGGAUUUUUGUCAGACAUUUGAUGCCAACAUGAAGGGUCUUGCCCUCAGCAACUCCCAGGUCAUCCGGACAGUCCAUAACUCCUUUGCAAGACAGACACUGUUCGAGUUGGAUAGCAAGAAUGUGAACAAGGACGAGGAUGUGUUCCAUUUUGUCAGCUAUAUCCCGAUAGAUGGUCGGCUGUAUGAGCUGGAUGGGUUGAAGGAAGGACCGAUAGACCUUGGAUCUGUGCCUGCUGAUAGUAGCUGGUUGGAUGUGGUCAGGCCCAUUAUUGAGAAGAGAAUACAAAAGUACAAUGAAGGAGAGAUUCACUUCAACCUGAUGGCAAUUGUAUCUGACAGGAAAAUGAAGUAUACAGAGAGAUUAACACAACUACAAAAACAAAUGGAGGAGAGUGGUAUGGAGACAGAUUCCAUACAGGCUGAAGUGUCACGGUUGAGACUGGCGAUCGAACAAGAAGAAAACAAAAUCAAGCAAUACCAGUUAGAAAACAUCAGAAGGAAGCACAAUUACUUACCCCUCAUUGUUGAAGUACUGAAGAUCCUGGCUAAGGAAGGUCAACUGCUCCCUCUUUAUGAAAAAGCAAAAGCUAAGGCAAUUGAAAAGGAGUCAAAGAAACUGAAAACAUGACUUAUUCCUCUACUUGUUCUUUUUCUUUAAUUAAUUACUCCUGAAAGAUUUUUGAAGCAUUUUUCCCGAACUGAAAUUCUUGUGAUAUUUUGGAAUUAAAAAUCAUUAACCCUAA
Homalodisca vitripennis (glassy-winged sharpshooter) is the source of this 1249-nucleotide messenger RNA. RefSeq names its product ubiquitin carboxyl-terminal hydrolase isozyme L5 (gene Uch-L5). NCBI's taxonomy places the organism in Eukaryota, Metazoa, Arthropoda, Insecta, Hemiptera, Cicadellidae. Gene Ontology annotation, molecular function: cysteine-type deubiquitinase activity. The transcript is spliced from 7 exons. Bases 163 to 1134 code for a protein of 323 amino acids. The record is from RefSeq and is a predicted model, not a curated record. Gene Ontology annotation, cellular component: cytoplasm. Gene Ontology annotation, biological process: protein deubiquitination; ubiquitin-dependent protein catabolic process.